This is a messenger RNA of Ceratina calcarata, 3507 nucleotides long. RefSeq names its product MOXD1 homolog 1-like. Gene Ontology annotation, biological process: octopamine biosynthetic process; dopamine catabolic process; norepinephrine biosynthetic process. Bases 463 to 3195 code for a protein of 910 amino acids. Lineage: Eukaryota; Metazoa; Arthropoda; Insecta; Hymenoptera; Apidae. The record is from RefSeq and is a predicted model, not a curated record. Gene Ontology annotation, cellular component: secretory granule membrane. Gene Ontology annotation, molecular function: copper ion binding; dopamine beta-monooxygenase activity. The transcript has 10 exons.
GUCCCGGCACAACUGUCGUUCGUGUAACAGCGAGCCGAAACUCUCCGGUGCUCGGGAAUAUACGAUCAGUGCGAGGACUUCGGAUAGAAACGCGAGAACAGUGCGUGGAAUAUUAGUAUCAAAGAAUUUAAAAAAAAAUUGUGUAAGACAGCGCUUAUUAUAAAAACUGAAUUCGGAAAGAAAGAUCCUUCAAUUUACACUCAACCCGAGUUUAAAAUACAGUAAGUUAAGGAUUCAGUGUUUUAAACGGGAUUCGAUUUAAAAUUGAAAUUGACGUCUAAUUGGGCCUGAUACGAAUUUGAAUUAUGAUUUACGAUCGCUGUGUGAGAGACUGUGAAUUGUAAUUAGGCGAGCGAGACAGGGCAGCCUGUCGGGCUCUAAUUGAAGAACCGAUAAAGAAAGUGGAUCCAGCGAUCGUAUGAAGUGCGUUCACAGAGGGACGAUACGAAGAAGAAGAGGAAGAUGCUGAUACUUAGGCUAAUUGUGGUGUCGAGCCUCUGCUGGAUGGCCAGGUGCGACUUAUUGGACCUGUACGUCCAACACAUGGACGAGACCAUGAGAACUCUGGCCUACAGGAGCGGCAAGCAUCAUCCGAGGGACAUCGCCUCGAGGAUAAAGAGAAGCGUGAAAGAGGAACCGGCACUCCUCAGGGUCGGUACAUUCAAGAAGCAGCGGCUGGACGUAGAUAAAGAAUGGUACGCCCAGUGGAAGGCGAAGAGAAAGAUCCCUUACAAAGACGACGGCCUGGACUACCCUAAUUCCAGGGAAGAGAACUUAAAUCCGGAUCAACACGAGUUGGUCCACGACGCGAGUCGAGUCUUUGUCACAGAGGAAACUACGAGCGCGGAGGAGAUCAAUGAGACCGCGAACGCGUUCGACGUCGAGCUUCGUGCUAUAGAUUCUUCACGAUUGAACGAUACCACGUUGUCUGAUAAACAGUCCAUCGAAGAACUGGAUAAUCGCGAAUCAAGGGAAGAUACCACGCAGACGAUGUCGGACUUCGAAGAAGACGUCGAACUCGGGGGCAAUUCCCAGUUUGAGAUCAUCAGCGAGACUGGUACCGCGGGACCGAAGCUCUUCGACGAUCCGAUUUUUAAAGGAACGCCGAAGUCAAGAGACAGAGUGCCGAAGAAGUACGUUCCACCGAUAGACAAGCUGGCCAAGUUGCUUCGUGGAUCCGCGGACAACAGGCCCAAGAGGAGUACGAAGAUGCCGAAGUUCACCAGACACGAGAAGCUGGACGACGACGGUGAGGUGGUACUCGAAUGGGACCCGACCGACGAGGAGAUGGUCACGUUCAAGGUAACCGCGAAAACCUUGGGAUACGUCGGUAUCGGAUUCAACGACAAGAACCACAUGAAGGGAGCUGAUAUCAUCCUAGCCUGGGUCGACGAUCACAGCGGAGCCCCCAAUCUACUGGACUCGCACGGGAUCGAGGACUCGGAGGCAGCCCUGGUCACGGACACGUCCCAGGACGUGAAAGUGCUCGAUGGGUCGCAGAACGAUACCCACACGUACGUAGUCUUCUCGCGGAACUGGCAGACCUGCGACCCUCAGGACCGGCAGCUGACGGGAGAUACGAUUCGCGUUCUAUGGGCACUCCAUCCGAGCGAUCCCGAACUGAAUACUGCUAUCUGGCCCGGUGACAAACGCGGCGGCAGAGCUUUAAGAUUGAAGACACCCCCGCCUCACGCGCCGCCCCAAUACACCCAGGACAUCAAGCACUGGGACGUGAAAUUAAAUCAACCGCCGGUUUCAGACAACGUGGACACCACGUACUGGUGCAAGAUAUUCAAGGCGCCGCAUAAGGAGAAGCACCACAUGAUCGGGUACACGCCGCUCGUGGAGAAGGAAAACGAAGACUUGGUUCACCAUAUAAUAUUGUACGAGUGCGCCUCGACUCUGCCGAUUUUAGGCCAGCACGCGAGGAUCGUCGGGGCUCCGUGUUACAGUCCGACGAUGCCCAGGGAAUGGGAAUCUUGUUUGCAGCCCGUAUUGGCUUGGGCGCGCGGCAGCAGAGGCGAAUGGCUCCCGGAACACGUCGGUAUUCCUAUCGCGGAACAUUCCGAGGGCUCGUAUUACAUGCUGGAGGUGCAUUACAACAAUCCAGAAAUGAGGAAAGUGGUGGACAGUAGCGGAGUACGGCUUCAUCUCACUCCGAAUCUCCGUCCUCAAGAAGCGGGAAUCCUGGUUGCCGGUGUGGCCGUUAGUCCUCUUCACUUGAUUCCUCCAAAGCAGAAGGAGUACGCCACAGCUGGUUAUUGUACUCCUCACUGCACGAACACGAUGUUCCCCGAAGACGGUGUGAACGUCGUUUCCGUGGUUUUACAUUCCCAUUUGGCCGGCAGGCGUUUAAGCUUGAAGCACAUUCGACAGGGCAAGGAGUUACCGAGAAUAGUACAAGACAAUCACUUCGACUUCGAGUACCAGCAGUCUCACACGCUCGGGAAGGAAGUGAAGGUACUUCCGGGAGACGAAUUGGUGGCUGAAUGCGUUUACGGGACGUUAGACAGGACGAAACCCACUCUUGGAGGAUACGCGGCUUCUCAGGAAAUGUGUCUAGCCUUCGUGGUGCAUUAUCCGAGGACGCCGCUCGCUGCUUGCUACAGCAUGACUCCGGUCAAACAUCUGUUCAAGACUCUUGGCGUGUACAGCUUCAAGGGUGUCAGCAUGGAUCAUCUGGAGAAACUUUUCUUAACCACGAGGACAGAUGCCGCGAUCCCUUCGUCUGGUCAACAGCAUCUGCCCAUCUACCCUGCCACGAGACCUGGCGAGGCAAUCGACGACGAUCUUCUUAUAAAGGAAGCGAAAUCAGCGUUGAGAGCUAUGAGAGACUACACAGUGGAAGAGGACAAUGAUAACGUAUUUUCGAGACUCAUCAUCGAGGAGCCGAAGGAAUUCAGAGGUCGUACUUUGGCUGAACAUUUGCUAGCGUUACCCUGGACAGAGGAACUUCUUGUAAGACCGAUCGAGCAAAGUUUAUAUCACGGCAGACACAUGACUUUCUGCAGGAAAAGAGACGAUAAACUUGCUUUGCCGGCAGAUAUUCAAACGUUCCCGAAUUACACGGCGUUGCCAGAAGUGAACGAGACGACGUGUACCGAGAAAGCGAUGCUGUCAGGAACAUCCACGCGUUUGUACUUGAAUUUAAUCGCGUUAUUAGCGGGCACAAUCGCGACGAUCAUCGUUUCCUAAGGUCUACCGACGUUUAAAGGAAUUCAGUGAAUUGUACAUUAAAUAAUUACGUAAACCUUCGCGUUCCGCUUAUCGAGUGUAGGAACUGUUCGAAACAGGCUAAACAGUAAGCGGAGGAACAAUGUAUGGGCGCCCAAGAUUUUCGAGAAAUCUUCACGGUCCACUUAUACAUAGAUUUUAUAAUAUAUACAUAUAUAUGUAUGUAAUGUAAUGUAAUGUAAAUAUGCGAUCUACAUAUUUAUAAGGUGUUCGCGAAACUGUAUUUUAUGUAAGAACUUUGUAUAAAAAAUAAAUUGAUCCGUAAUAUCUGUA